Lingula anatina is the source of this 558-nucleotide messenger RNA. RefSeq lists its product as uncharacterized. The record is from RefSeq and is a predicted model, not a curated record. Lineage: Eukaryota; Metazoa; Brachiopoda; Lingulata; Lingulida; Lingulidae.
AUGAUUGGCGCAUAUGGACAUGAAAGUGCAGGUUUAAAGGAAUUACUACAGAAAUAUGCUGCAGAAUUGAACGGUAAAUCAGGAAUCGUAAUUGGUACACAACACCCCUGGGUGGAAGUGAUGUUGCUGAACGUCGGAGUAAAUCAUGUGACAACCGUAGAUUACAAUACAAUUACCAUAGAGCACCCAAAUAUCUCUGUAAUAUCAGUGACUAACUUGGCAGAGAAAAAUCUGGAUGGGAGAUUCCAACCAGCAGACUUCGCCGUUUCUUUUUCCUCCAUUGAACACGCGGGCCUGGGGCGAUAUGGCGACCCUGUAAAUCCUUACGGGGACCUCGAAUCUGCAGCACAAACAUGGUGCAUGCUUAAACCUGGGGGUCUUUUCUUCCUGGGUGUUCCUGCCAACUUUGGGAAACGCAAGGGGAAAAUACGAUUUAAUGGAGAUCGCGUUUAUGGCGAGGCGAGACUGGAACAUCUUACGGCAAAUUUUCUGGAACUUGAACGUCGACCUUUUGGGUAUGAUGGUAUAAUUACUCUGAGGAAACCUUUAUCAGAUUGA